Cyanistes caeruleus (blue tit) is the source of this 4648-nucleotide messenger RNA. RefSeq names its product testis associated actin remodelling kinase 2 (gene TESK2). NCBI's taxonomy places the organism in Eukaryota, Metazoa, Chordata, Aves, Passeriformes, Paridae. The record is from RefSeq and is a predicted model, not a curated record. Gene Ontology annotation, biological process: protein phosphorylation; actin cytoskeleton organization. Gene Ontology annotation, molecular function: protein serine/threonine kinase activity; ATP binding. Gene Ontology annotation, cellular component: cytoplasm; nucleus.
UCCGCCAGCCCAGUCCAGCCGGGGUCUCCUCGCUGUUCCCGGCCCUCUGCCCGCCCCCGUCACACCGCCAGGGAUUAGGCGUAUUUUCCUGUCCUCACACUCUGUGGGAAAGCCCCACCUGUCCCUGUGGAUGGGCGCUGCUCGCUGAAACAGUGAGGCCUCGAUCUCCCUGUAUUUCCAGCUUGUGAAGUGGAACCAGACCACUAACUAUGUUCUUUCUUGAACUAAAUUAAAGAAGCAAGAACUUGCUGAGAGAGGCAGAGUAGUUUUCUCCAUCUUUGGCUGAGGUUCCCACCCCAGACACUUCAGCUCUGACAAGCUUUCCAGUGCCAUGGAGAUUGAAGGAGACAGACACUGGUGCAGGACCUGAUUUGUGUUUUGUCAUCCAGAUUUGGCAGCAACCAGCUGGCUUGCAGAGGAAGAGAUGCUGUGGUGCUUGGCUGCAGUGGGGAUUCCUCCAAGGAUCCAACAAGAGUAGAGAAGACAGCAAAUUACCUAAGAUGUGAGAAGUUCUCCUGUAGUGAAAUAAAAUCUUGUUUUCAAAAUGGACCGAAGUAAGCGGAACUCAAUAGCAGGAUUUCCACCACGCCUGGAGCGCCCUGAAGACUUUGAUGGUGGCACUGGAGAAGGGACUGCAUCCCAGAUAGGAAGAGUUUGUACCUCUUCAUACAGAGCCCUGAUAAGUGCCUUUUCCAGACUUACUCGUCUUGAUGACUUCACAUGUGAGAAAAUUGGCUCUGGUUUCUUCUCAGAGGUGUUCAAGGUAAGGCACAGAACUUCAGACCAGGUAAUGGCUUUGAAGAUGAACACAUUGAACAGCAACAGAGCAAACAUGCUGAAAGAGGUUCAACUUAUGAAUAGACUCUCACAUCCGAACAUCUUAAGGUUUAUGGGUGUCUGUGUGCAUAAAGGACAGCUGCACGCUCUUACUGAGUACAUCAAUUGUGGUAACCUGGAACAGCUACUAGAUGGCAACCAGCAUCUGCCCUGGACAGUGAGGGUGAAACUGGCAUAUGACAUUGCCAUGGGAAUCAGUUAUCUUCACUAUAAAGGCAUUUUCCACCGAGACCUUACAUCCAAGAACUGCUUAAUCAAACAUGAUGAGAAUGGAUAUUCAGCAAUAGUUGGAGACUUUGGUUUAGCAGAGAAAAUUCCUGAUCACAGUGAGAAGUUACCAGUUGUGGGUUCACCCUUCUGGAUGGCACCAGAAGUUCUCAGAGAUGAGCCUUACAAUGAAAAGGCAGAUGUGUUCUCCUAUGGUAUAAUUCUGUGUGAGAUUAUAGCGAGAAUACAGGCAGACCCAGACUAUCUCCCUCGAACAGAGAAUUUUGGAUUAGAUUAUGAUUCCUUCCAGCACAUGGUGGGAGACUGUCCUCCUGACUUUCUCCAGCUAGCCUUCAACUGCUGUAACAUGGAUCCAAAGUUGCGUCCUUCAUUUGCUGAUAUUGUCAAAACACUGGAGGAAAUGUUAAAUCGCCUCAGAAAUGAGGACUCAGAGAGAGACAGAAAGUUCUUGAACCUUGACAACAAUGAAAGAAAACCAAAAGGAUCAAUUGACAAAGGACCAGGAGUAAAACGUUUGAGUUCCUUGGAUGAUAAGAUCCCACCCAAGUCACCCCGUCCACGUCGGAAUAUCUGGUUGUCACGCAGCCAGUCGGAUAUCUUCUCCCGUAAACCUUCCAGGAAGAUAAACGUGCAGGACCCCUACUACACACCAAGCAAAGGGUUGGGCCGGAAAGUUAAUCCCUUCAGUGCCCGGGAGGACCUCAAGGGGGGAAAGAUAAAAUUCUUUGACAUGCCAAGCAAGUCUGUGAUUUCCCUUGUGUUUGACUUGCAUUCUCCAGAGGCAGGUGGAGGCCUGAAAGCCAGCCAGUCCCAGUUCCGGCAGGCAUAUAGUACAGACUGGCAAGACCUUUCCCUUCUUCCUGGGAGAAGAUGCAGAUCACUUCCACUCUCUCCUGAAUUACCACACAAGGAAUAUGGCCUGUUUGGGGGACUGUCUUCAACUGUUGGCAGGUGUGACCCAGCCCAGUUAGGUGCAGAGGUUCGGCAAAAACUCUUGAGUAGCACUAAAUAUGGUGUGUCAGAGAUUCCCCCCUUUCACGCCAAGCCUCACAGACCAGAGUUUCUUCUUGCAUCAGGACAAGAAGAGGAUAUGGACUGUUCAGAUGGGCUAGUGGCCCAGGAGGAAAAUGGGUUUUGCCCUGUUGAGAACACAUGUGGAGAUCCAGCACAUGAUCAACCAUUAGUGCUGGCCCAGUCUGGGCCACUAUCCUAUAAAAAGCUCCCCGUUGAGAAUUCAGUGAACUCUGAGGGACAUGGCUCCCCACAAGUGUUUGCAGGUUGUCUCCCUUCUGAAGAGAUGGAAGUAGAAGAUGAUCUAGUGAAGAUUACUCUGUUAGAGUCCACAAAGUUCAGUGUUAGUCCUCCCACUGAGCUGAAGAGAGAGGCAUGGCCCUUCAGGGAGCAGGAUGGGGACAGUCCUGCCCUGUUGUCUCAGACCUCCUCCAACAUCUCAGCAAGUGGCAGCACAAAGUCAACUUGUGACAUAUGAAGAGAGGGCUCAAACUAAAUGUGUCCUUGAGGGAACAGUUGUUCCCAGUUGCUUAAACUCUGUUUUUCUGCAGUGCUGGGCUUCACAUUUGAAAGACUCAAUGGAUGGUGGAAGCUGGCUGUUGGACACAUAACUGCAGAGUGUCUGAAGAAACUGAUUAUUUUAUAAAACUUUAUUUCAAAUUGUGCUUAUUCCCUUUCCUGAUUUGCAUUAGGAGGGGGAACUACUCCAGCCAGAAUGGCCAUGUGGGUCCCACAGUCCUUCCAAGAGGCAGCAGCCAGAGUAGGCACCACGUAAACCGUUUGACCUGGAUUUCCAGCAUGGGGCAUUUUAAGGUCUUAAGCUCCAAGUAGAAUAGAAAGAAUGACGCUUAGAUUUUUCCCUCUUCCUCUAACUGAAGAGCUGCUCUAAGCCACUGCAGAUUUUCAUUAACAUUCUGCAUCAGUGCACGUGAGGCAGAGCCUCUGUUUCAGAAACAGGCACAGAAGUCUUUCCAAGCUAUGUUGAGCAGAUAGGAAUGCUCUCUAGUUCCAGAGCUGCUUUGAAUGCUGUUGUAGCAUUAAACAAGCUCUUCUUUCUAAAGCAGCAAAAAACAAAACCCCUCAUGCUGGUCACAAUCUGCAGGCUGAGUCACAUGACGAGUACUUUGCAAUUAACAAGAGGAAUCUGUUCCCUGGUGUUUCAUUUUCCCUUGGGAUUUAGUAAUGAUGUUUAAUACAUUUGUGCAGGGAAGCUUGCUUCCUUGUACAGCUCUUUAUGUACCUCAGCGCAAAUGUGGAGGAAGAUUUGCCCAGGGCACAGAGAAGCAUAUUCCAGGCAUUGCUAUUUCUGAGCUUCUGAAGAAACUGCUCCUGAAAGUACCAGCUGUACUGAGCUUUUGGCAGAGGGUGAGCUCUUAUCUCUGAAGAGCUGAGUGGACAUCAUGAUCUGUUUCUGCAGAGUAGUUCAAUACAGCAGCUACAUCCCAGUUGACUAUUAUCACUAAGCUAGAAGGGUCACAUCACCCCCCUCUCUGGUACAACAUCCCAUCUCACUGAUUUUGCUGCAGUAAGGAUGGCUCCUCACUAGCCUGCUUGACAGAGGACAGUGAUAGCCUACUCAGGGGAAGUUGUCAGCAGUGUUGUAGCCCCACAAGUGCUCUUGGAGAGGACAACUCACAGGAGGGCUUUAAAUUGUCAAACAAGAAAAUUACCUAGUCCCAAAUUGACUUUUUGUUUCUCCUACAGAAAGAAGCUGCUGUCUUUAUUGGUUUCUCCUGUCACUGAAUAGGAUGCUUUUUUUAUUUAUUUUUUUAACUUCCCUCCACCAGCAGGUACCUGUGAAAGAAGCAGCAACAUGAGCUUUAAUGCUGCUUGCUGGAACCAGCAUCAGCGAUCCUGGCUCUGGGAUGCAAUAUAUGGGAAAGCUUGUUCUGUGACAUUUGUGCAACAUCCUGCCCUUUUCCAGUAUCAUCAUCCCAAAAAACAUGGGAUUUUAAAAAUUUUAUUUUAUGGGGUUUUUCUAACCUGUAUUAUCAUUCCUAAGUGACAAAUAUUGCACACCUGCUGAGCAGAUGGUGAUGCAGUGGAGUCCAGAAUUUCAUCCAGGUAGCUUGUUAACAUUCUUCCUGCUCUCUUGUAAGGCUGGAUACUGUAAGCUAGUCUCUGAUGAAAGCCAAACUAUUUGUACUCUUCUCCUAUCUCAAAGAAAGGAUGGAGAAAGCCUUCAUUCUUUCUUGGCUGGGAUGUAUAUCUUUCCUGAGGUGUAGGUAGCUAUUCUAUGAGUUACUUCCUCUAGUGAAGUGUUAACCUGAGCAGCAGUUCUCCCUUUGCAGAGGCUGCCAGGAAUGAAAUGAGAAACCCAGUGUUGACGAAUUAUUUAAUACAGUCCAUGCCAGAUUAGGCAGCUGUUGGCAGUUUGAAGGAGAACUUGUCUGUGCUCACUAAGAUCACCCUUUUCAGCCCACACCUCUCUCCCUGCCUGUUGAAGGUGCUGAUCUGUAGAGUAGUCUCUAUCUUCUGUAUCGUGUCUGCAGAGUGCAGAGCAGCUUGUAUGGCUGCCCCUGUGUGUGUAACUUCCUUUGAGGACAGAGAAACACCAGAACUCAGUUGCCUG